AAGAGAAUGAAAAAAAUUUGUACAAGUUAACAAAAAAGUAAACAAAAACAUACACAAAAACAUCAUUAAAGCAAAUAUCAAAACUAUCAAACCGCAAUGUCACCAUCACAGCUUGAGAUCAAAACCAGAGCGCUUGGAAGACUCAUUAAGGAAGAGACCAUAUAUCACGAUGAGGUGAAAGAGCAAGAGGGUGUGAUUGCGAGCAUGAAGUCCGCGGACGCUGAUGAGUACGAGAUCAAGAAACAAGUUGAGGUGUUGGAAGACACGAAGAAGAUGAUUCCACUUCUCAGGGAGAAGAUUCAACAGUCGUUGGAGUCACUGGAGCAGUUCUUGAAGGACUACACCGGCGAGGAUAGUCUGGACAGUGCCAGUGCCAAUAUCGCCACCGCAAAGAAAGUGCUAUCAACCAAUGCUCAGUAAAUACCAUGUGCUGUU
Molecule: messenger RNA, 435 nt
Organism: Williopsis jadinii
Lineage: Eukaryota; Fungi; Ascomycota; Saccharomycetes; Phaffomycetales; Wickerhamomycetaceae
Gene: RBL2
Product: Rbl2p
Exons: 1
Coding region: 97-420 (107 amino acids)
Biological process (GO): post-chaperonin tubulin folding pathway; tubulin complex assembly
Cellular component (GO): cytosol; microtubule cytoskeleton
Molecular function (GO): beta-tubulin binding
Source: RefSeq, a predicted model, not a curated record